Molecule: messenger RNA, 3259 nt
Organism: Condylostylus longicornis
Lineage: Eukaryota; Metazoa; Arthropoda; Insecta; Diptera; Dolichopodidae
Product: protein argonaute-3
Exons: 6
Coding region: 164-2884 (906 amino acids)
Biological process (GO): regulatory ncRNA-mediated gene silencing
Cellular component (GO): P granule
Molecular function (GO): piRNA binding; protein binding
Source: RefSeq, a predicted model, not a curated record
AAGUAAAGACCUUAGUUAACGGAACAUAUUUGUCCAUAUCUAAAAGAAGUGUGUUAUAAUUAUUACACAUAUGUAUAAAGCAAUAAAAAAAUAAAACUAAAGUGAAACGCUUAAGCUUAGUUCAUUACUGUAGAAAUUUUAUUAUCACAAAUUUUUUUAAGAAAUGAGUUUUGGUGGUGGAAGAGGUGCAUUAUUGCGUGCACUUUGUGAUUCUCAAAGUUCUUCUUCUGGUGAAGAAACAAGUAAAGACAAAACGCCAUCAGGAGAUAGUGGUUUAAUACUGGGGAGUAGCACUAAAUUAUUUGUUGGUCGAGGUCGUGCAGAAUUAUCUGAUUCAACUUCAGAAGGACUCUCAAUAACAGGCCGUGGUCGCGCUGCAUUAUUAAAUACUACCCCAUCAUCGUCUGGGAUUUCAGUUGCAAGAGGUAGGGGCUCGUUAUUCAGAUCUUGCGAGUUAAAAGUCCAAUCAACCGCAUCUCGAUCUUCAACUGAGGACAAUAUUAUUGACAGAGUGGAAAAAUUGGAAUUAUCAGAAUAUUCCACUUCAACACCAACCACAACACCUGUUCCUAUUCCAACUCAACACGUCAAAGCAGGUCAAAAUAUACAACCAGUUGUAAAGAAAGGCACUUACGGAACUCAGGUUAAAACCAUUUGUAAUUACAUUCGUCUUACAUCUGACCCGAACAAAGGGGUAUUCGAAUACGAAGUAAAGUUUGUACCUAAUGUUGACUCAAGAAAUUUAAGGAUAAAAUACCUCAAUGAUCACAGAAGUAAGUUUGGAGGCACGAAAACUUUUGAUGGUGUGACGUUAUAUUUACCAAUCAUGCUGCCACAAUGUGAAACAACAUAUACUUCCCAAAAUGUUGACGGAACACCUAUCGAGAUAAAGUUAAUUUACAAACGCAAAAAGCCAUUACGAGAUUGUGUCCAUUUGUACAAUAUUCUUUUUGACAGAAUAAUGAAAACAUUAAAUUUUGUGAGGCAUAAUAGAAAGCAGUUUGAUCCAACUGCUCCAAAAAUAAUCCCUCAACAUAAAUUAGAAGUUUGGCCGGGAUAUGUUACAGCCGUUGAUGAGUAUGAGGGAGGAGUAAUGUUAUGCUGCGAUGUUUCUCAUAGAAUUUUAUCAAGCACCACAGUUUUAGAAAUACUCGAAGAAACGUACAGAACAAAUCCUACGGGUUUUCAGGAGAAUGCGAAAAAAGCUUUAAUAGGAUCAAUUGUGUUGACAAGAUAUAAUAACAAAACUUAUCGGAUUGACGAUAUUGAUUUUACUUCAAACCCUAUGUCAACAUUUAUGGCUGGGGAAAAAACUAUGUCUUUUGAAGAAUAUUAUAGAACUCAAUACAACAUUAAUAUUCGUGAUGUAAAUCAACCGCUACUCACAAGUAUUAAGAAGAGGCGUGUGAGCAACAAAGAGAAUCCUGAAGAAAUAAUUUUUUCACUCAUACCUGAAAUAUGUUACCUUACAGGUUUAACAGAUCAUAUGAGAUCUAAUUUUAAAGUAAUGAAAGAUAUCGCUACUUAUACUCGUGUGACUCCUAAUCAAAGAGUAUUAGCUUUGGAAAAAUUUAUUAAAAGUGUGAAUGAAAACAAGGAUGCUAGAGAAAUAUUAAGCGAUUGGGGUCUUUCAUUAGAUAAUGAAACAGUAAAACUAAUGGGUCGUCAAUUAGGAACAGAGCAAAUUUUAUUUGCCAAGAGAAAAGUGGAUGCUGGAGUGAAUGCAGAUUUCGGAAAACAUGCAACAAGCAAUGAACUUUUGGAUGUGGUUAAUUUUACAAAUUGGAUAUUAAUGUUUACAAAUAAUGAUACAAAAAUUGCAAAUUCAUUCUUGGAUUUUCUGGAAAGAAACUCUCGUCCAAUGGGAAUUGAGGUGCGGAAACCAAAAACGAUAAUACUAAGACAGGAUAAGACUGAAGAGUAUGUUUCUGCACUAAGAAAAUGUAUAUCUAGCGAAACUCAAAUUGUAGUUGUGAUAUGUCCAACAUCAAGAGAUGAUCGUUACGCUGCCAUUAAAAAAAUCUGCUGUGUAGAAAAUCCGGUGCCCUCUCAAGUUAUUAACGCCCGAACAUUAAAAAAUGACGCGAAAAAUAGAUCAAUAGUCCAAAAGAUAGCCUUACAAAUGAAUUGCAAAAUGGGGGGAACUUUAUGGAGCAUACGUAUUCCUUUUAAAAACGUAAUGAUUUGUGGAAUAGAUUCCUAUCAUGACAAUGUAAAUAAAUCGAAUUCUGUGUCAGCAUUCGUUGCUUCUUUGAAUUUUAACUACACAAGAUGGUAUAGCAGAGCUAUCAUUCAAACAAAAGGAGAGGAAAUAGUAAAUGGUUUAUGCGUUUCACUUGAAAAGGCUUUAACUGCUUAUGAAAAUGUUAAUCGGACUUUGCCUGAUAAAAUAAUUAUAUUUAGAGAUGGUGUUGGAGAUGGGCAACUAAAAGUUGUUUCUGAAUACGAAAUACCUCAAUUGAAAAAAUCCUGUAAAAUAGGAAGGGAAAACUACGAACCUCUUUUUACAUAUGUGGUUGUGCAAAAACGGAUCAAUACACGAAUUUUUACGGAAAACGGAGAAGUGAAAAACCCAGAACCUGGGUUUGUAGUUGACCAUGAAGUUACAAGAAGGUAUAUGUAUGACUUCUUCCUAGUAUCUCAGUCUAUCCGGGAGGGUACAGUAAGUCCGUGCCAUUAUAUUGUUGUGUGCGAUUCAGCAAAUUAUUCUCCCGAUAUUCUUCAACGUUUAAGCUACAAAUUAUGUUUUUUGUAUUAUAAUUGGCCCGGUACAAUUACAGUUCCUGCAUGUUGCCAGUAUGCCCAUAAAAUGGCAUUCUUAGUUGGACAAAGUAUUAAGAAACCGACAUCUGAAACUCUAUCCGAUUUACUUUUUUACUUAUAAAAUAUUUUGCCUUCGUUUACUUUAUUUUUACAAAAAUGGCGCGUUGAGGCUAAAAUGUUAAAUAAAAAGUAAUACAUAUUUCAUAAAUGUAAUAAAGUUGAAUAUGAUGUAUACUUAAUAUAUAUUGAUAAAAAAUACUUAAUUUUUAUCAAUGUAUGCACAUACACAUGUACAUAAGUUUUUUAAAAAAAUUAAUGCACCAUGAGUACAGUAAUAAUUUGUGAAUUAAAUUGAAUUUUUUAUUUUAUUUUUUUGCAAACAAUACAAAAAAUAUUUGUAUUUCAUUAUGUACGACAGCAUAAUUUUUGUGCAAUUUGUUCAAAAUAUAUUUUAUUAGAUUAAGACUUAACAUAAAAACUUGACUACAAAAAUUUU